This is a messenger RNA of Pistacia vera, 1701 nucleotides long. RefSeq names its product golgin candidate 3-like. Gene Ontology annotation, molecular function: small GTPase binding. Gene Ontology annotation, cellular component: Golgi apparatus. The coding region runs from base 25 to 1581 and encodes 518 amino acids. Gene Ontology annotation, biological process: endoplasmic reticulum to Golgi vesicle-mediated transport; Golgi organization. The transcript has 9 exons. The record is from RefSeq and is a predicted model, not a curated record. NCBI's taxonomy places the organism in Eukaryota, Viridiplantae, Streptophyta, Magnoliopsida, Sapindales, Anacardiaceae.
CUGUAUUGGCAGAACUCUGUAGAGAUGAGCGAAAUACACAGAGAAAUGAGUGAAAAAUUGUCAGAAAUAAGUAGACUGCAACUGGAGUUGAAUAGAAGGGAGGAUGAAGAUGCAGAAGACAUGUCAGAGAAUUUGAAAAGAGUAGUUGCAACUCUAGAGAGGGAAAACAAUAAUCUUAAGAUGGAGAAGAGUGAACUUCAGGCUCUUUUGGAAAAGUGCAGAAAACCUUUGAAUGACAAAAUCUUUCCAGAUGCUUCAGAAAGUCCGAAUCAACAUCGAAGUAGUUUGAAAGGGGUAGAACUAUCUGAAAGUUUCCCUGGAAGAGAAGAAAUGGAGCUAUCUUUGCAGAAAUUGGAUAAAGAUUUGAAGGAAACACGCUGUGAGAGGGACAAAGCAUUACAAGAAUUAGGCCGCCUUAAGCAACAUCUGUUAGAAAAGGAAAAUGAAGAAUCAGAAAAAAUGGAUGAGGACAGUAAAAUCAUUGAAAAGCUUCGUGAGAUUAAUGAAUAUCAAGUAGCUCAAAUAUCAAAUUUGGAAAGAGCUCUGAAGCAGGCAGUUGCUAGUCAGGAGGAUGUUAAGAUGAUGAACAAUAAUGAAAUUCUGAAGUCUAAGGAAAUCAUUGAAGAUUUGAACCGAAAACUUGGAAACUGUAUGCGGACAUUGGAUGCCAAAAAUGUUGAACUUCUUAAUCUUCAAACUGCUCUUGGGCAGUACUUUGCUGAAAUUGAAGCUAAGGGGCAUUUGGAACAUGAGUUGUCUUUGGCAAGAGAAGAAUCAGCUCAACUUUCCAAACUUUUGAAAGAUGCAGAUCAAAGAGCAGAAGUAUCAAGGAGGGAAAAGGAAGAAAUCUUGGUCAAGCUUUCCCAAAUUGAAAAGACAAUGGCAGAGGGAAAAUGCAGAGUAAACAAGCUUGAGGAAGAUAAUGCAAAACUACGUCGUGCUCUUGAGCAAAGUAUGACCAGACUUAACCGAAUGUCAGUGGAUUCAGAUUUUCUUGUUGACAGGCGCAUUGUGAUCAAAUUAUUGGUUACAUACUUCCAAAGAAACCACAGCAAAGAGGUUCUGGAUCUUAUGGUUCGAAUGCUGGGAUUUUCUGAUGAAGACAAGCAGAGAAUAGGUGUUGCUCAACAAGGUUCUGGAAAAGGUGUUGUUCGUGGGGUUUUGGGCCUGCCUGGCCGCUUAGUUGGUGGCAUCUUGGGAGGAAGUUCGGCUGAAGCACAUUCAAACAUGACAUCUGACAAUCAGUCCUUCGCAGAUCUAUGGGUUGAUUUUCUUCUUAUGGAAACUGAAGAAAGAGAGAGGAGAGAAUCAGCAGAAAACAUGGCUCGAUCGAAGGAAGAUAUACCUGGACAAUAUCCAACUGCAGAGACUAGUACACCAGUGCCUGACCAGCGAACAAACACACUUGGUGCUCCCUCUGGUUUCUCAAGAUCGAGUAUAUCACCCAGCCAAAAUUUUGAUCCUCCACCUGCCCGUGGAAAUUUAAGGUCAUUUGAUCAUUCUGAUUCUGAGUUCUCAACUGUUCCUCUUUCAUCAUCAGAGAGCAUUUCUCGUCUCUCAAGACUAUUACCCAACUACUGAGAAUAUGUUGAAUUGUGUAAUUAAUCAAAGGUAUAGAUUCUUUGUUGAUAUUGUAGCUAUGCAAUCUGGUUCCGUCAAUUCUUUUUAUACACAAAUAAGAAGUGUUUCUUUUAUAGCUCA